AUGUGGUCUCGCCCUUACACUAUGCCGAGGGACUACCUGCUCCCUUUUAUCUCAGCUUGUCUCUUUGUCAUACAACUUGGUCUUUCGGUAAGCGACCUACCAUCUAUCAAGCUCAUGCAAGAUAUUGUAUGUAAGCAUGUCCAUCGAAUCGAUAGCCCUGAACUCCUUCCAGAAGAGAGAUGCAGGGAUGAGCCGGUGCAGCAACGACUUAACUUCAUCAUGAAGGGGAUGCAGAUAUCCGCCACUAUUUCGGCUAGCGUAGUUGCGUUCCCCCUGGGUGUUCUCUCGGAUCGAAUCGGCCGACUUCCUGUGCUGGGUGCAAGUAUCCUCAGCAUGAUACUCUCAGAAUCAUACGCCAUGUUCGUAUGCUGGAAAUCAGGCAUGAUUCCACUCGAAGCAAUUUGGUGUGUCGGGGUCGCACUUCUCUUUGGUGGAGGUCGAAGCGUUGCUGAGGCCACGGUAUUUGCUAUCAUUGCGGACACGUGGGUUGUGGCCUCUGUACUUGCUGCUCAGCUCGUAGGCCCUGUGCUAUCAGGAGAGCUGGUUCGGUCAUCGGUAUGGAUGCCACUAUUCUUGUCCUUGGGCUUGGUACUCGGAGGCGGUAUCAUCCUAGUGAGCUUGACACCAGAGACACUCAAGCUAAAGCAGCCUCGAGGGGUGGUGAGCGUUGGGCUGUAUGACGAUGAUCUGGAGUCGAACAUGUUGAGCUUGGAGCCUCCCAAGAGAACAUCCGUGAUGGUCACUUUCAAGUCGAUGGUCUCCAGGCCUCUCCUCUGGAUUAUCCCUGGUGCUGUCAUGACAAUCCCACUAGCAACAGUGCAGACGGAUAUCGCCAUUCGCCUAAUGCCCAUACAGUUCAACUGGCCUCUCAAGCGUUCUAUACUUAUUGUAUCUUUGCGAAGCUUGGUCACACUUCUCACCCUCUCAUCGCAGAUGUUCAAUUCUAGCUCGGGCGAGUUCAUUGCUAUUCUUAGCUGGCUGCCUCUGCAUGAUGAUGGUAAGAAAGGAAGCCUUCAUCAUUGCAGGCCUAGCCGUGUCGGCACUGGGCUCGGGUCUACCUACGCUCUGCCGCGCCAUGUUAGUUGGGAUGACGGGGGAGGAGAGAGCCGGGAUGCUAUUCGGGCUGCUGGCGGUCUGUGA
Fusarium verticillioides 7600 is the source of this 1140-nucleotide messenger RNA. RefSeq lists its product as hypothetical. Gene Ontology annotation, cellular component: membrane. Gene Ontology annotation, molecular function: transmembrane transporter activity. Bases 1 to 1140 code for a protein of 379 amino acids. Gene Ontology annotation, biological process: transmembrane transport. The transcript has 4 exons. NCBI's taxonomy places the organism in Eukaryota, Fungi, Ascomycota, Sordariomycetes, Hypocreales, Nectriaceae. The record is from RefSeq and is a predicted model, not a curated record.